This is a messenger RNA of Nerophis lumbriciformis (worm pipefish), 4689 nucleotides long. The record is from RefSeq and is a predicted model, not a curated record. Lineage: Eukaryota; Metazoa; Chordata; Actinopteri; Syngnathiformes; Syngnathidae.
AUGGAACAACCAAACGACGUCAUUUGCAACUUCUGUGAAAAUGAGUACACUUUGACAGAUAAUGAAGUUGAGAGCAAUCUGCCUCGCAUUCUUAUAUGUGGUCACAUCUUCUGCACAACCUGCUUGCAGUCAAUGGAAUUUGAGAAUGCAGUCAAGUGUCCAGACUGUGAGGUGGAGUCAAUCCUGCCUGAGGAGGGUGUGUAUGGACUACAGGAAGACACCGGCAUCAUCGGUCUCAUCUACUCUGCCAAAAUGAAGAAAAUGAGAUGGUCCAGAGAUGGCGUAGAUGCGCCCCUUUGGGAUGACCGCACCCGGCUGGAGCUCAAUGCCACAGUCACUGGGUCUGAUACAUCAAAAAGAGGAUCAAGCAGGAGGGGCAGAGCGACAUCCUCUGACAUCAGUUGUACCCUUAAGGAUAUGGAGCAGUUACCAGAACUUGAGAAGGUUGAGAAGGCCAUGGACGAGGCAAUGACCUCCGCCAAGGAAAAUCUUGCCAAGCUGAAGGUUUUACACCAGACUUUAAUUGAAGGCCUGGAAAAGCAAAUGAAGAAAGAGGAAGCUCGACUGGAGAAGGAGAUCAACCGCGCAACUGACAAGGCGAUAAACGUCACCCGAAAGUGGGGACAAAUGCAGCUAAGUCAGCUCAGCGGACUUCAACUUCACUUCUCCAGCACUCAUGCAGAAAUAUGUAAAGUCAAGGGGAGGAUCGCCACUCUGGAGGAUGCCUUGCAAAAAGCCAAGACGGUGCGACGCCUCCCCUUUCUUAAGCAGUACGGCGACUUGGACAAGAUUUUGACGACUCUUAAGGCCCCUUUGGACAACCAGUCGUUCGAUAUGAAGUGUAUCACUAAGGGCUGCGGAUUGAGUGUUUCAUUCAGGUCCCAGUGUUUGAACCAGAGCGUGAACUUCUUUAUCAAGAUGGACAAAAAUGAGACAAAAGACGUGUCUGAGGUGUCACUCACCCAAAUUCAGCAACACAGUGGGCCCGUGGAAUCUUUUGACAACAGCUACAGGCACUUAAGCCACGGCAAAACCAGGAGUCCGCUGAGGAGGAGCCCAAGGAGGAUGAGCCCACGGAGGAUGAGCCCAAGACGGAGGCCUGAAUCCCGAUGCCCGUCUCCAAACCCAAAACGUAACCUUUGCAAGACAUCAUCCGCUGAUGAUACCACUGAUGACAUCAUUAUUGAGGAGGUUAUAAAUACAGUGGAGGAAUUUGUUGCUCCUCCCACCGGUCCCGAAUUGGCCAACGAUGCGCACAGAUCACGCUGUAAAAGAAGCUGGAAUUUGUCUGGAAAAAGGAAAAAUGUUGCCCCGUGGGUGGUGGUUACUCAUGUUGUUAACCCCACUCACUUCUACGUGUGCUCUUGGGCCGAGAAGCGGGAGAGUGACGUUUUGUCCAAGAAGAUCAACACCUUCUGCAACCAAAACAUCAGCUUCUUCUCCGCCACAGACGAAGUGCAAGCUGGCUCCUUGAUUUUGGCCAAGGGAAAUUCAGGUCUUUGGUGCCGUACCAAAGUGCUGGAGGUCUUCCAAAAUGGCCAUGGCAGCAGUGUGCAAUUUUGUCCGGUCGACCAACUUACCGGUGUCUCCAUCUUUUUUGUUGACUACGGUUUCACCAACAACGUCAACAUAGAAAGAAUUUGCUCAAGCACACAGUCUUCAGUAGACGCGGUCAACAACCAAUUGAGGAAGAUCAACCCAGAGUUAAUUCAUAUUGCUCCCCAGGCCAUCCGAUGUUCCCUCAAGGACCUGGUCCCCUACGACCUAGCAAAGGGUUGGUGCAGAGAGGCUCAGGUGGAGUUUUGCCAAGUGGUGGGUUCCGGUGCUGUGGAAAUGAUUUCCUACGGUCAAGACAGCGAGGCCCUGCUGGUGGACCUGAAGAAACCUCCUAUGGGACCAUCCAGCGAAAUUCCCAUCUCGAUCCGGGACCACCUGGUGUUCAUUGAAGUAGCUAGGUUUUAUUGUCCAAUGAACUCGAGCGGUAGGCCGCUUAAGUACUAUACAGCAGUCCUACCCAUAAUCCAUGUGGAGUACAGUGCCGUGGUGACACACAUCAACUGCCUUGAUGACUUCUACAUCCAGCUGCAGACUGACAACAUGGAGACCUCGUUGCUGGAAGAUAAGCUACAGCAGUAUUACAACACCAAAAGUGGAGAAGACCUGUUGGUUUACUGUCCUGACAUUGGACAGGCCUGUGUAGCACGCUUGGGCGAAAACAUGUGGUACAGAGUUGAGGUCAUAGGUCAUGCUGGCGGCCAAACCGUGGAGGUGCAGUACAUUGAUUUGGGACUUAAGGCAUCAGUGUUUGUCAGCGACUUGAGGAAGAUUAAGGAUGAGUUCUUCUUUCUGCCAGCACAGGCCAUCCAGUGCUGCCUGUCGGACGUGCUUCCUCUGGCUGGAGAGACGUGGAGCGACGCCUGUAUCAAACGCUUCUCCAGCUUGGCUCUCGACAAAUUGUUCACCAUCAUGGCUACAGAAACAUCCCCUAAGACAAAACCUCUACCAGUAAAGCUAUUUGAGAGCACCCCAAAUGACUCACCCACUGACAUCGCCCAGGUGCUAAUUACAGAACGAUUGGUGUGCUCGAAAGACAGUAUCAAAGCCAAUAUAGUAGAGGUUCCCACCAUGGAGUUUCAGCCUCAGCUCAGUCUUCCCGGCACUGUCAAGGACGUCAAGGUUCGAGUGAUCCACAUUGACUCUCCAAGCAGCUUUUAUGUUCAUUUCGUGAAAUUCGACUCUCAACUCAAAAGAUUGACUGAGCUUCUGAAGGAGGAGUGUGAGCUCAUGGAGCCUCAGGAUGUGGCGUGGAAGCCGGGCAUGUUCUGUGCAGCUUACAUAAACCAUGUUUGGGAAAGAGGACUAAUAAGUUCCCAAGUCUCGGCCGACAGCGUUGCAGAGGUGAAGCGCAGUGACCACGGCAACAAAGUGAAACUGCAUGUGAGCAGCCUUAGGCCACUUCCAGCUUCAUUGGAAGGUUCGUUUGCACUGGAGUGCUCGUUGACUGACAUCAGGCCAGCAGGGGGCAAACCUUCUUGGACUGCCACAGCCUGCGACUACAUGCGCGACAGCCUAUUAGGAGCCUUGGCGCUAAUCACCAUCCCGGAGCUGACGGAUGAACGACCGGUAGCUGUAAUUCUAUGUACCACCAGCUUAACGGGAGAGUCGGUCAGCACUUCUGACUGUCUCACCUACGUGGGUCUCGCUCUCAGGAAGAGGAAGCCAUUGGAGUUGACGGUUGAAAAGCCAAAUGAAAGUGACGCUCAGUCUUCAGACACAAACGUACAAGCCAUACCCUCUCUAGGGGCAACUCCCCCAGUGUAUCCUUUGCCACCUUUCCUCCCUAGACCUACACCUCGCACCACCAUGCCCACUGAGAAGGUGAAAACUAACCUGUACAAAGCACCAGAACUUCCUAAGGUAGGCCUCAACCAUAUGACUGUGUCCGCUGUCAAAGAAGACGGACUCAUCUACGUCAGAACUGACGCCGCAGGUAUUCUUUUGGAACAGCUGAAAGUAGAGAUCCAGCAGAGCAUGAAGACACUUCCCAAUCAGAAGCCUUACACCUGGAAGACUGUCAAAGGAUGCGCUGUCAUUGGUCCUGACAUGCUAUGGUACCGGGGACAACUGCUGGAGGUAUUGGGAGGACAUGUCAAGGUACAGUAUGUGGACUACGGCUUGGUGGAGAACAUUCCAGUGGUCCACGUGUACCCUCGCUUGCUGUGUCAGGACAUCCCACAACUCUGCAUAGCCUGUCAACUAAACACCAUAAAUCCUGUCGGCAGCAGCUGGCAACAGGAUGCAGUGGAGCUUCUCAAUGAGAUGCUUUUGUAUCGCCGUGUGGAUGUCUACAUACUGAAGCUGCCGACUGACCCCAGGCAACCACUGAUGGUGGAGAUCUUAUUGGAUGGAAUGAACCUCAACACCAUCUUAUGUCACCACAAACACGCACUGAUCGCCCGGACAGCGCAACUGGUACCUGCUUUGUCAUCGCCGGUCUACGUUUCAGAAUUUUGGAACAUCGACACUGAGGGUCUGCUGGGCCCCCAAAUGGUGACGUUGGAUUCCUUCAUGGAACGCAGCCUGCCUGAGAAGGGUAAAUCUUUGACAGUCCGCGUGAGGCACCUGCAAACUCCCAACGAGGUGUUUUUGUGGUGGGAGGACACAACCCAAGAGGUGGUGGAUGAAAAAACUCUGGAGCAGCACUUGAUGGCAAUCAACGCUGAUGUUCAUAGUCUGCUGCCAGUCACUAAUUUUCCUCAAGGCGGCCCGUGUCUAGCAAAAUACAGUGACGGCAGCUUCUACCGAGCCAAAAUGCUGGACAUUGUCUGCGCCGAUCCCGUCCGGAUCCUCAUCCAACACGUGGACUACGGCUCCAACGACAUUGUAGCCACUGACGUACUGCGUCAGAUGCCAGUAGAAUUGCUGAGUUUUCCAGCACAAGUGCUCAAGGUGCACGUGGCGGGUUUUAAGGCUCCGAGCACCAGGGCGGAGGGUGAGAUGCUGCCCUACAGCCCGGAAUGGAGCGUCAAGGCCACGCUGGCCAUGCUCGAGCUGCUACACGGAGAAAUCACCGCUACUGUGGUUGAGGGUAGACCCACGGUAAGGGAUCCAUCUGUAUUACUGUUUAGCCAGGAUGGGCACUCAGUCUUCUUGCCCCUGCUUGCUAGAGGCCUGGCACAACUUGAUUGA